UGUGUUUCGGGGGCGAGUACUCAAACGACUGGAUUAUUCGAGAAAUGGGUGGAGACAAUCGUGAGAUUAUAAAUACUUGUUGGGCUGCGAUUCGUCCCACCUUCCACACACUCACGAUCUGGCAAAUCCUCGACCAUCGCUGGGGCUUUAACGAAAGCAGUGUGUCAAACAACGGUGUUUACGCUGGAGCUCUGAAAAAAGACAAGAGGUGCUCCGGUUAAGCCCUGCAUCAUCUUGACCAGAGAACGCAGGGAUCAUUUGCUUCAGUCUCUAAAGAAACAUUUUGUUUCGGGAGAGGGUACAAUUUGAUAGUACUUACAUGCUGCAGCCGCCAUCAGUCCUUCAUAAUAAUCUUUAAUCGAUGCAAAAUGGUGCAAAAUAAGAUUACCGAAGUCACUGGAUUCCAUCGCUCUUUCAAGGGCCCAAAUCCCUUUGCUGGUGAUGAAUUCACAAAUGGUUCCCUCCUUAAUUCAGACUUCAAUUUUGAUUUGUCAAAUAGACAUGAUAUUACCUCCAGCAAGCCUAUUGACAUCCCUGAUGCCAAGAAGAGAAAUAAGAAGAAAAAGCGUUGCAGGGCAACUGACAGCUUCUCUGGCCGAUUUGAGGAUGUCUACAGCCUGCAGUCAGAGGUACUUGGAGAGGGGGCUUAUGCAAGGGUACAGACCUGCAUCAACCUCAUCACCAAUAAAGAAUAUGCUGUCAAGAUCAUUGAGAAGAGACCCGGUCACAGCCGCAGUCGCGUCUUCAGGGAGGUGGAGAUGCUGUACCAGUGCCAGGGUCACAGAAACAUCCUGGAGCUGGUGGAGUUCUUUGAGGAGGAAGACAAGUUUUACUUGGUGUUUGAAAUGCUGAGAGGGGGUACAGUCCUGGCUCACAUCCACAGGAGACUACACUUCAGUGAGCAGGAAGCCUGCGUUGUGGUGCAGGACAUCGCCAGCGCUCUGGAUUUCCUGCAUAACAAAGGAAUGGCACAUAGAGAUCUGAAGCCGGAGAACAUCUUAUGUGAGCAUGCGGACAAAAUCUCGCCUGUGAAGAUCUGUGACUUUGACCUGGGUAGUGGGAUCAAGCUAAACAGCGACAGCUCUCCCAUCUCCACCCCAGAGCUCCUCACUCCAUGUGGCUCGGCAGAGUACAUGGCCCCUGAAGUGGUGGAGGCCUUCAGCGAGGAGGCCACAAACUAUGACAAGCGCUGUGACCUGUGGAGCCUGGGGGUCAUCCUCUACAUCCUGUUGAGUGGCUACCCACCCUUUGUAGGCCGCUGCGGUAGCGACUGUGGCUGGGAUAUGGGAGAACCCUGCCACACAUGUCAGAACAUGUUGUUUGAGAGUAUCCAGGAAGGGAAGUAUGAGUUUCCAGAGAAGGACUGGGCUCACAUCUCCUCAAGUGCCAAAGACCUGAUCUCCAAACUUCUUGUUAGAGAUGCCAAGAACCGCCUGAGUGCCGGCCAGGUUCUGCAGCACCCCUGGGUGCAGGGGGGAUUCUCUGACACACUGCCAACAUCCAUCCUACCUCAAAGGAGCAGUGCCAAGGACCUGACGUUCUUUGCUGGCAAGGCAGUGGCCAUGAACCGGCAGCUGGCUGAGCAGGCUGUGAUGGCAGAGCAGCAGCAGCUCGACGAGGCUCCCACUGUCAUCACAGCCUGCUCCACUUCCAUGCACCUCUCCCCUCCAUCCAAGUCCAAGCUGUCCAAGCGCAGGCAGAGCCUGCUAAAGACGGGGCCUGUCUCUGCCGCCGAGCUCUGCCAGCUCCUCGCCCCCCUCGUCAUCACGUCAUCUGCCUGAAUCACCGCCUUUGACCAGCCGCACCCACUGAAUCGGAUCUCCAGAUGACCGCUCGCCCUGGCCCCUGCCUCGCCAUGGCCCCUGCCUCGCCCUGGCCCCAACUCAACCACACUUUUAUUGACUGCAGGCUUGUCCCCCUCUUUAACAGGAGAGACCGCUGCCAUGCCUGGCUCCAAAAGUAUAUUUCUGAGGGCAAAGAUGAAGAGCCAGCAGCCCAAAUGCACACAUGCCCAAAAUUCCUGAUCAGUGCAGCUCCACGUAUGCGUCCUCUAUUAAUUGAAAUGUGAUGGCAGUUGGAGAAAUGGCUUGAGCUGCGCUGAGAAUGAGAAAAGUACAACACUGCUGUGUACACUUUGGACUCUGUUAAAUGCUUCACUGCCUUCUGCCCCAUAGCAGCACUUGUAAAGCACAUUAGCCAGGGCCUGCAUACAUGGCACAUCCAGGCUGAGGGGGGGCCCUUUUCAAGCUGUAUUUCUUUUGAGUCUAUGGCAGAACGGUUGAACCAAGCUCAGACGCCAAAUGACUACCUGUUGUGCUGCUUCCACAUGUUAUAACUGGAUCCACUGUGAAUGAAGUUUAUCUGGAAUGUUCUCCAUGUCUGAAUGUCCCAUCAGCAGAUGCAUACACGCUGAUGCAAUGGCCAACAUGAAGGGUUUUACAUGUGGAGGUAUUCAGUGGAAAGAGUUCAGAAGGCUGGAAGCCCAAUGCUGCCAGUGUCUGUCGCAGUCCAUUGUUUGGAUAAAUUCCUCUUCAACUGAGCCUCCUCUGUGGAAGGUCUAAGCCCACAGUACAAAAUGUUGUGGCUGUGCCCAUGAGCCUCUAGUACCAGAGAAUGUAUCUAUAACCAGCCCUUAUUACGCUACAAUGCAGUUUCAUAGAUGACAUGAAUUAUGCCAAACUACCAAUCGCCAUGCAUCAUUCAAUUUUCAUCUAUUCUUUCUGAUAUCAGGGAAUUCCUCCUGAAUUAAUACAAUGCAAUAGGGGUUGAAUGAAAUGUUGCGCCUGCCUCUGUGGAAGGUGCUUUAUGCACUAACCUAAAGUUCUUGGCACAUGCAACUCAUUUGAUACCAGAACAUGAACUUUGUUGUCCUGAUGCUACCCUCAAUAAACAUGGAGCAGGAAAAUUGCAAAUUUGGUUCCCCAUGCCAAAGCUUCCCAUGCCAAAUUAAGUACUAAGUGUUGUCAUCAAACUAUAAGAUGUAUUAAUGUAAACCUCUAAAGUUAUUUGACUGCUAUGUAAAGGAAAUAUGCCAUGGCUGUCGUAAUAAUCUGUCUAAUUUAGCAGAGUUAGAAAUGCUCAUUUUAGCCGACGUGACUUGGCUAACGUAUUUAGAUUUGUUCAGGGUUUAAUCAGGCUUUUCUGUUAAGAGGUUAACCUGCUAUUGACCUCGAUAAUGUGACACCCUCAGAAUGAUUCCAAAUUGCAUCACAACUGCAAAAACUUCAUUUUGGGAGAAAUAAUUUUCAUUCAACAUGGUGACGGAGAAGAUGGAAAAGUCUAAAUGGCAUAGCAUUCCAGAAAAGUCUUCCGAGGACAUGUAGCUGUAUUGAGUUAUUUAAAAAGUUAACUAUGUUUAACUCCAUGUUAAUGUUUAACUGUGCCACUUUUUUUUUUUUUACACGUGUUUUUAAGCUUUUAUCUUUCGAUGUUAACCUCAUGCAGGUGCUGUUCAAUUGUUCAGGUGGAACACCAGAUGUUCCUUUUUUUUAAAUUCCUUUUUUUAAAGUGUGAAGUUUUAUCUGGAGCUAAAUUAAUGCCCAGUGACAGUUCUUUUAAUGUUAUUUUGUAAUGCGAAAGUGUUGGCAACAAUCUGUUUAGAAACCAGUUUGGCUGUUAGGAAAUUGACAAAUUAUAUUAGUGAUGGGUUCUCAAGACACUAGCCAAUGCCAAAAAGUCAUGAAAACAAGUGACAACGUGCGUGUUCUCAUCACCAAGGAGUACAACGACUGAACUCAUGACUGUCCAUGUAGUGUUACCACUACUGCAGUUUGGUUAUCUUGGAAGAAAUGGCUCCCUUAGUGUCAAAAGGCCCAUUAUGCUGAUUCAUGGGACACUGAUUGUGAUCUUUCUGAAACCUUUCUACCAAUGUAUGUUUCUGGGGUUUUAUGUCUUAUAGUAAGACUUACUUGAAUUUGUGUAUGCAGCUGUUCUUUGUUUGGGGAAACUAACUUGCUAUCAAGAAUCUGAGAAAAAGCAUUAAGCUGCUUAAGGCAUUUUUGGGGGGUUUAUGAAAAUGCCUUUUCAAUUGAGUUUCUGCCUGCCUUUUAUUUUGUUUCUCUAUCAGACAAGUGUCUCUCUAUUUUGUUAGGGUUGUGAUUCUCCGAAAUGCACAGAUGUAGUACUUACAUCUACGGUGUGUUCUUAGUCAUAACCAUUUCUACUUUUGCACAAUGCAGUAGUUUUGGACUUUCUAAAUGAUCUUGCAACAAUGUGUAAAAUGCGACCAACUGGACAGUCAUAAUCCCCCACUAUUUGAAUGGUGCUCACAGUGAACGCAUUUAAGAUUUGAACAACAUUGGAACAUAUGUAUAAAUAUUUCAGUUCGAGGGGAGGUAACGUAAAUGUUUAUCUACGUGGUUCUCUACUCAAGCCUUCUUUGGAGUUGUUGCCCCUUGUUUUUAACUCUUUUUGUCCCAGCCCAAAAUAUUAACAGGAUUUUUAUUUUAUUUUUUACAAAUCAUAAUUCUGAGACAUUGAAUUGAAAUAAGCACUUUACUGUAACAUGGGACUGAUUUGCAGUUCACGCAAAGAAACAUGACUUGCAGAAUUUUUUUUUUUUUUUUUUCUAAAUACAAUAAAUUGCUUUGAACAAGUA
This is a messenger RNA of Oncorhynchus gorbuscha (pink salmon), 4597 nucleotides long. Its product is annotated as MAP kinase-interacting serine/threonine-protein kinase 2-like. Gene Ontology annotation, biological process: peptidyl-serine phosphorylation; intracellular signal transduction; protein autophosphorylation. The coding region runs from base 369 to 1781 and encodes 470 amino acids. Gene Ontology annotation, cellular component: cytoplasm; nucleus. Gene Ontology annotation, molecular function: calcium-dependent protein serine/threonine kinase activity; calmodulin binding; calcium/calmodulin-dependent protein kinase activity. The record is from RefSeq and is a predicted model, not a curated record. The transcript is spliced from 14 exons. Lineage: Eukaryota; Metazoa; Chordata; Actinopteri; Salmoniformes; Salmonidae.